Molecule: messenger RNA, 1304 nt
Organism: Cynara cardunculus var. scolymus (artichoke)
Lineage: Eukaryota; Viridiplantae; Streptophyta; Magnoliopsida; Asterales; Asteraceae
Product: syntaxin-121-like
Exons: 1
Coding region: 169-1056 (295 amino acids)
Biological process (GO): exocytosis; intracellular protein transport; vesicle fusion
Cellular component (GO): endomembrane system; plasma membrane; SNARE complex
Molecular function (GO): SNARE binding; SNAP receptor activity
Source: RefSeq, a predicted model, not a curated record
CUAGUCUACCAGAAGCAGCCAUCCGCCAUGGAAAAGUCAAAAUUCCUCCGCGUUUUUCAUCCCUAAUCCCUACAAGAAUCUCUCUAAUCCUCUCCCAAUUCUUCAAUUUCAAUUUUUCUCCAUCAGAUUCACCUUCUUUCUUGUGAAAAAAAAAAAUCCAAAUUCAACAUGAACGAUCUCCUUUCCCGCUCCUUUUCCGGCGGCCGGAACGGCGAUAUCGAGAUGGGGAACGCAACAGACGGCGAUGGAACCAACCUCGACAAGUUCUUCAAAGAUGUGGAGGCAAUUAAAGAAGAACUCAAAGCUCUUGAGUUACUUCACGAUCAACUCCAAUCGUCAAACGAACAAAGCAAAACCCUACACAGCGCUAAUUCCAUCAAAACCCUAAGAACUAAAAUGGACAACGAUGUCGCCAUGUCUCUUAAAAAGGCCAAACUCAUCAAGAACAAUCUCGAAGCCCUAGAUCGCUCCAAUGCAAACAACCGGAAUCUCCCUGGCUGCGGCCCGGGGAGCUCCACCGACCGUACACGAACCUCCGUCGUCAACGGCCUUCGUAAACAACUCCAAUCCUCGAUGAAAUCAUUCAACGAACUCCGUCAGAAAAUGUCCGUCGAACACCGGGAGACCGUCCAGCGACGAUACUACACCGUCACCGGUGAAAAUCCGGAUGAAGCAACGGUGGAUAAUCUAAUCUCCACCGGACAAAGCGAGACUUUUUUACAGAAAGCGAUUCAGGAGCAAGGACGAGGUCAGGUGAUGGAAACAGUACUUGAAAUUCAGGAACGGCAUGACGCCGUGACGGUGAUCGAGAGAAACCUCAAGGAACUGCACCAAGUUUUCAUGGAUAUGGCGGUGUUGGUGGAGCAUCAAGGAGAGCAGCUUGAUGAUAUCGAGAGCCAUGUGAACAGGGCAAACUCGUACGUCACCCGUGGAACCAACCAGUUAGUUGAAGCAAGGAAGAAACAGAAGAACACCAGAAAGUGGACUUGUUUUGCGAUCCUUCUGUUGCUCAUCAUCAUCGCCAUUAUCGUCUUGUCCAUUAGACCUUGGAAGUAAGAAGGUGGUGGUUGUACUCUGCGCAUCAGAAUUUGUACCCUUGGUAUGUUAUUGGUUUUCCAAUGUUUUUUGUUCAUAUUGAUGUGUUUUAGUUUGAUUUGGUGUUCACAUGUUGAGGGGUAUUAUUGUAAUUUAAGGGCAGAUGGGUUCUUAUAUUUUUUUGGUUAUUUGUUUAAAAUUCAGAUUCUUGAUUGGGUUGUAUCUAUAUUUUGUUACCAUAAUAAAAUUAGAAGCAUCUAAAUUCAUCC